AUGGAGUGGGAUACUGCUGCGACUUAACACAAGUUGAUUCAAUAUGCACAACAAAUGGCACAUUUUGUUCUAAAGACUAUUAGAGCUACAGGAUUUAGAUAUAAUUUUAAUCGGCCCUGCUAUUGGAAAAUCACAACUAAUAACUCAAUUUCAAGUUCUGAUUUUUACAAAAUAACCAUUCAUUUUGCUUUUGCAACUGCUGUUAGGAUUUAUACAGGAAGUGCCCUGGGUGUUGCAAAUAAUGUAGUUGUGGGAUAAACUGGAUACUAUUACAAAUUUCCAAUCUACGAUGAUAACAUUUUAACUACUAUUUGGAUUGUAGCUAAUCCAGAUAACCAGAAUAUUUAUGACCCCGACUUACUCUUUUCUUAUGAAGUUGGGAGAGAUGAUGAUGUCUAGGCUUCUGUGAAUAUAGGAAUAGAGCCUUGGCAAGUUGGACUUUUAGGAGUAGGCCUUUGCGUGAUUGCAUUAUCAGUUUCCUGCGUGAUUGCUAAAUGGGUUUGCAAAUUAGGGGUACCAAAAUACAAGCCUUGGGAGCCUAACAAGGACUUUUAUCCAAAACAAGAAAGAGAAGCUCAUAAAAAUUCUAAAGGACUGGUUAAAAACUAAGAUUAUGAAACGUACAGAGAUAACCUUCAGACAAUUACAUUCUCAGUAAUUGUCUAAGGAAAGGGAAAUCCAGCAUAUUUGGCUACAAGCUAGAUUUAAACUACUUAAUGCUUCUCUGGUUGUCUUGCAAAGUAUGUAAACGCUUAUUAUUGUGUAGAUUUAAAGUUAAACACUGCUUAUUGUUGCAAUUCCAAUUAAAAAACAAAUAAAUAAAACUUGCUUUGUUAAACCAGCACUUCAUUAAAUAGAUCUUGCAGCUCUGAUUUAAGUUUAGCUGAAAUGCAAAUAGACUACUGUACUCAAAAUUUAACAUUAUGCGGAGCAACUAGUUAUGUUGCUACUACUGAGAAAUAAUUUUUAAGGGCUAAGGGCUUUUAUUACGAUCUAGAAACACCAUGUAUAUAUGAGAUUACAGGUUUAUUAACAUAUGAAACAAGAAAUAAAUAUAUCGAGAUUUAGGUUUAAUAUAUGUUUGCAUGCGAUAUUUACCUAAGCAACGGAACUUCUUUGAAUCUUUUGACUUAAAAAAUAACAGCUCAGACUAGAACAAUUUAUUCGUUUAUUCUCAAAAUAGGAGACUUUUAAAACAAUAAAAUAUUUAUUGCAGUUCAUCCUGAUACUAUAAGCAAAGUUUAUCCCCCAGAGUUCAAUUUAUCUUAUCAAAUUCAAACCACAGAUGGUUAUCUUAAGUAUUUAAGUAGUUAUACUAAUGCUGAUUAUACAGAUGAGAUACUAACUCCGGCUGUUGCAAUACCAUUUAGCAUAAUUGCUGCUAUUUUAAUAGGGAUAUUAGGUGGCUAUUACUCUAAUCGCAAUUGCUCUAAAGAAAAAACAUUCCCUGAAUAUCUGAAUGCUGGGGAGAUACCAGUUGAUAAAAGAAACUGGAAUCUUAUAGAACUUGCUAUGCUAAGAGCUAAAAUAGACGAACCUCCUAAAAAUGCUCCAAAGGAUUUCUAGCUAGGCUAUUUAGAAAAAUUAGAUGAAAUUAAGAGAUAUGAAAAGUUAGAUGAAACUUAAUUGACCAAAGCUAAACAGCAGCUUGAGACGUAGAGAUACUUCGAUAGGAAAACUAUGGAUGUUGAAGAACUUGAAACACAGAAAGAUUUAGAUAUUGAUGACUAGGAAAAAGUGAUUAAGCAUUUGGAGAAUAAGUUAUAGAGUAGAUCAAAUAAAUUGAACGCUUUUAAAUCUGUGACGCCUAAACCUUUCACAACACACUCAAGAUUUACGCCAAGUGAACAAAAAAAUGUCAAAUUAGAUAUGAGUAAUAUUAGAAACGCUUCGUCAAGUUAGGGUGCAAGAAAAGGGGGAAUCAUUCCAAUUAGAUGA
This is a messenger RNA of Stylonychia lemnae, 1938 nucleotides long. Lineage: Eukaryota; Ciliophora; Spirotrichea; Sporadotrichida; Oxytrichidae. The record is from the annotation of a GenBank genome assembly.